GUGCUAUCUGUUUGUCAGACUGAAGUUGGACGAAUGGAAUAGGCGCGUCUUUGCGCGCCGUGAAAUGAUGUUGCGCCUGGCACUCGAGGUGUUCGCGCCUCAGACAGCCAGUUUCUACGGACAUGAUGUAUCCGAACGAUUUGAUCUAUAUAUUUAUAUUGGUGCUUUUGGUGACCGUUUUGUGCUUCAGGAGCAUACGCAACAACAAACACAUGGAGGAGGAGUGCGACAGCGAUUCGUUGGAACGCUCUGGGCGGGCCUCCAGUUCACCGGAUCGCCAAAACAAUGUGGAGCUUGGACGCCAGCACAACCGCUUUGGCGAUAUAUUCUAUAUUGAGCCGAACAGCCAGGAGGCGGCACGCAUACGCGAACAGCUGGAAAAGGAUGACAAGGAGCUGCCCAGCUAUGAUGAAGUGAUGCGUAUGUGCAAUUUGACAACGCCCACGGCCGCUGCAGCUCUGCCAACGCCAACUAUGGAGUCCAGUGCCAUUGGCAUUGCUGCAUUGCCGGCUCCGCCGUAUUCGGAGUGUGAUCCGCAUCUAAACGUAGAGACACCAGCAGCCACAAAUGCCGUCACGGCCAGCACGUUGGAGCCGUCACCGUCCACUUCGCGUGCCGCCCAAAUCCCAACGUAGCAAUGGUCCAGCUGAUGCACUUGCACACCACAUCCAGCACACACACACACACACACACGCCCACGUGCUAGUGUGAAAAUCUUUGGAUGAAGCUGUCGCCACAGCAUUCCAGUGCCACUCUGGGCCACACAAAUCUCCAGUUUGUGUGCGCUUCUAUAUUGAGAAAUAAAAGUGUGAUUUUAUAAAGUA
Molecule: messenger RNA, 824 nt
Organism: Drosophila virilis
Lineage: Eukaryota; Metazoa; Arthropoda; Insecta; Diptera; Drosophilidae
Source: RefSeq, a predicted model, not a curated record